AACAUGACGCACUUAUCGCGCGAUUCAUGGUUGUACACACUUGACGUACAAGAAACGUACAAUAGUUUUAUCAAGGUUUCAUCUUGUCCAAAAAUGGCAUCUGACGACUUAAUAGCACAGAGGGAUAAAAUACAGCAGGAGAUUUUGGCUCUUGAGAGUACUUUAGGUGCAGACAGCAGCAUCGCAGACCAACUGUCAUCCGACAACAGCAGUGAUUAUGAAUCUGAUGACAGUGAACCAACGGUUGAAAGAGUGGAGCGUGAUGACUUGGAGACAGAGCGUCAGCGGAUUCAGAGAGAGAUUGAGGAGUUAGAAAAUGCACUUGGUGCUGAUGCUAAUCUGGAAAAUGUCUUGCAAGACAGCGAUCAUGACACUGACUCUAGUAAUGAAGACAGUGGUGAUGAUUUAGAGCUUCCACAAAAUGUGGAGACUUGUCUGCAAAUGAAUUUGGUCUAUCAGGAGGUGCUAAAAGAGAAACUAGCUGAGCUAGAACAACUGCUCAUUGAAAAUCAACAGCAGCAGAAAGAGAUUGAGGUUCAGCUCUCUGGCCCAGGCAAUUCUAUCUCCUCUGUACCAGGAGUUCCUCCUCAGAAACAAUAUCUAGGAUACUUCUUGAAGCCUUACUUCAAAGACAAACUCACCGGUCUGGGUCCUCCAGCUAAUGAAGAAACUAAAGAGAGGAUGAAGCAUGGUAGUAUACCUGUUGAUAAUCUGAAAAUUAAAAGAUGGGAGGGUUGGCAGAAGACUUUGCUGACCAAUGCAGUCGCUAGAGACACUAUGAAACGAAUGCUGCAACCUAAACUAUCCAAGAUGGAAUAUCUCAGCACCAAACUGUAUAGAGUGGAGAGCGAGGAAAAAGAACAAUUGAAAAGGCAAAUAGAAUUAAUUGAGAAACAAAUAGCUGAAAUAAGAACCCUGAAAGACGAUCAACUGUUGGGUGAUCUGCAAGACGAUCACGACUGGGAUAAAAUAUCAAAUAUCGAUUUUGAAGGUUUGCGCCAGGCUGAUGAUUUGAAGAGGUUCUGGCAGAACUUUUUGCACCCGUCUAUUAACAAAUCGGUGUGGAAGCAAGACGAGAUUAAUAAACUGAAAGCAGUCGCAGAAGAGUUCAAGAUGUGCCAUUGGGACAAAAUCGCAGAGGCUCUUGGGACCAACAGAACGGCUUUCAUGUGCUUCCAGACCUACCAGCGCUACAUUUCAAAGACAUUCAGAAGGAUUCAGUGGACAGAAGAGGAAGACGAUCUCCUCAGAGAACUUGUUGAAAAAAUGAGGAUCGGGAACUUCAUUCCUUACAUACAGAUGUCACACUUUAUGGUGGGUCGUGAUGGAUCUCAAUUGGCAUAUCGCUGGACAUCUGUUCUGGAUCCCUCAUUAAAGAAAGGCCCUUGGUCCAAAGAGGAGGACCAGUUGUUGCGGAACGCUGUGGCAAAGUAUGGAACCAGAGAAUGGGGGAGGAUUAAAAUGGAAGUGCCAGGCAGGACCGACAGUGCUUGUCGAGACAGGUAUUUGGAUUGCCUUCGGGAGACUGUGAAAAAGGGAGCAUGGAGCCAUGCGGAGAUGGAAUUAUUAAAAGAAAAAGUUGCAAAAUAUGGUGUCGGCAAAUGGGCCAAGAUUGCCUCUGAGAUCCCAAAUCGGGUUGACGCUCAAUGCCUCAACAAGUGGAAAUUAAUGACACGACCUAAAAAAGACCUAAAAAGACCACUAUCAAGCAUAAGAACAAGGUAUCCGAAAAAUAAAAGACAAAAAUUGCUAAAAACAUUUAAAGAGGAGAUGUUUUUCAACUCCAGCUCUGAGGAUGAAAGCCAGAUAAAGUAUAUGAACAGUGACGAAUCAGACGAUUUCGCAGAGGAAGAAAAUCUGGAAAUACCACAGAAGGAAUAUGUGCAAACAGAAAUGAAGGAAUGGAUUCCUAGAAAUGCGACCGUAUGGGCUAUUACUCCAGGAAGUUUCAGAACAUUGUGGGUCUGUCUUCCUACCAAUGAGGAGGUACGGGAGUCCACUAAAGAGUCUGGCUUAGGCUCUGAUUCUUCAGAGAACCGUGUGUGUCCAAAUGAUGAGCCCAUACUGGAGCGCAACACCAUUCUGGACCGCUUUGGGGACGUGGAAAGGACUUCUGUUGGCAUGAAAACUAUUGUCUUGCACAGCCGGACUGACAGUGAGAAGGCCAUGUUCAAAGUGUGUAUGAGUGAUGUUAAACAAUUCAUUCAAAUGAAAGCAACAGAAUUCUCUGUGAAGAAAAAGAGAAAAGAAAAAAACAAAAAAAGGACGUUACGGGACGUGUUCAGCCUUAAUAAUGACCUCCAAAAAGCUGUCAUCCCAUGGAUUGGUAAUGUGAUCAUAUCUACUCCACCAAAUGAAGCCAUAUUUUGUGAAGGGGAUAUUGUUGGAAUCAAAGCAGCAAGCAUCAGACUCCAGAAGACAUCAGUGUUUAAAUUUUUUAUCAAAGCUUUUCACGUUGAUGUCAAUGGUUGCAGGACUGUUAUUGAAAUUCACAAAAAGCUAGGUCUUAAGAUGCCAAUUGCAAUAACUGCUAAUCCUAAACCUACUCCAAUAAGCACUCCUCCAAAAACAGUGGCAGUUCUGCUUCAGCAGUCCAAAGCAGCAUCUGAGCACAAGAAACCUACCGAACCUUCUCAACAACCAUCACUACCACCUCCUCAACAACCUUCUCUACCACGUCCUCAACAACCAACACUACCAUUUCCUCAACAACCUUCUCUUCCACCUUCUCAACAAUCUUUUCUACCAUCUUCUCAACAAACUUCUCUGCCACCUUCUCGACAACCUUCUUUACCACCUUCUCAACAACCUUCUCUACCACCUCCUAAACAACCUUCUCUACCACCUCCUCAACAACCUUCUCUACCACCUCCUCAACCACCUUCUCAACAACCAACUCUACCACCUCCUCAACAACCUUCUCUACUGCAUCCUCAACAACCAUUUUUACCACCUCCUCAACCACCUUCUCAACAACCAUCUCUACCACCACCUUCUCAAAAACCUUCUCAACAACCAUCUCUAUCACCUUCAAAGCGGCCUCCUCAAUUCCUGCCAGUCAGGCAAAUGACAACCCCAACUUUGAUUUAUCCCAACAAUCUUGUCAUUACACAGCCAAACAUCAAGGGGGCAGUACAACAUUUAGUGUUUAAAGGACUGCUACUACCACAGGAACCAUCAAAAGCUAUACCACACAUUCCUCUACCGCUAAUGCAACAGAAAACACCAGCACAACCCAUUGCAGUUUCCAAAUUGCCAAAUGUGAUAGACUCAAACAGUAUCAAGCCUUCAAAACGUGUCUGUAAACCUACCAAGAAAGCUCAAGCCCUAAUGGAACAAUCAAAAGUAAAAAGUGGGAAAAAAGAGCCUCAGAAACAAAACCAGGGCCAUAAAAAUGUUGUUUUUCCAACUGUUACAUUGCAGACACAGCCAGUAAUCAAGAUUCUGAGUCCUACCAGGUUGGUACAAGUAACUGGUCUUCCUGCUAAUAUCUCAAGCAACCAGACAAUGAACAUGCCAGACAAGUCCCUCGCAAUCAAAAGUUCUCAACCAUGCAGCUCAGGCAAUCUAAACCAGUCUGCCCCUGUGGUUGUUUCAUCCCCUACCAAUCCUCCCUUUGUACAUUCUUCAGUCUCAAAUGUCUCCAAAAAUAACCUUAAUGUUUCCUCUACUUUGAACAUUAGCCCCAGAGUUUCCAGAAAUGCCCUAAAUCCUGCUUCUUUUCGGAAUUCAACUAUUCCAUUAGUACAGAAUAUAAGUGUACAACAGAACGUUCAAAUUGUACCCCAAAUACCCAUUAAUGUGGUCCACAAAGCUACACCCACUAAAGCAGCAAAGAACUCAUCAGAUUCCUCCUCUGAUGAAAGCAUUGUAAAGCAAUAUCAGUCUUCUCCGUCCACCGGUCGCAGGAUAUCUCCUGCAGUUUUCAACAUUCUACCAAAUCCCUCGACUCCGCCAACUUUGGCUAGUGGACCAGUCAUAUUUAAUCCCAAUAAUAAAGUUGUAGCAGCAAAGCUUUGUGAUUUAAAUGUGAGCUCCAGUCAACUGCCAACUGUCAGCACUCAGAAAACAAAGUACAGACCUAUCAGACCUCUGGGUCCAUUACCUGUUGUAGCUCCUCCAUCUCGGAAAGUAACUUCAUCGUCUCAGAUAAGAGCUCUAUCAGUAGGUGAACCGCUGAUUCCUCUUCGUGAUUUUCCUGCUGCUGGUGUGAACUUUGAUUCUCACUUGAUAUUCCCUGAGAAAUCAUCUGAAGUAGAUGACUGGAUGGAUGGGAAAGGUGGAGUCCCGUUACCUCAUCUAGAUACAUCCUUACCUUACCUUCCACCGUCUGCUGCCACCAUCAAAACAAUGACUGACUUGCUCCGAGCCAAACAACCUCUGCUUUUAGCUGCUAAGAAAGUCCUGCCAGCUCAGUAUCAGGAUGAGAGCAAUGAAGAAGCUGAAGUGGAAGCCAUUCGCAAAGUGGUUGCUGAAAGGUUUGCCUCAAAUCCAGCAUACCUGCUUUGUAAGGCUCGCUUUUUGUCAUGCUUUACCUUACCAGCCCUUUUGGCCACUAUAAACCCCUGUGAGGAACGUCAGUUAUUCAGUGAGGAUGAUGAAGAGGAUGACCUUUUGGCCACCAUGAACCCCUCGGAGGAACGUCAGUCAUCCACUGAGGAUGAUGAAGAGGAUCUUCUGACAAAUGAAAGAAUUCAGCCACCAACUACAAGGACUGAACUUAACAUGAAUGAAAACGAAGCGUCAGCAAAACAGUUCUCAGGAAUUGGUCCAAAAAGGCAACGGAAUCAACGAAUUAAAAGUUAAAUAAAAUAAAGUUAUUCUACAUGUUUCUGUUUAGUAAUUCUGCCAGAGAAUGGAGUGCUAAUAGCUUCAAAGUGUAUACAGUUUAAGCUUUUGUUAAACAGAACUGCAAUUUUUGGAGUUUAAGGGACCAGCCAGGUAUUAUUUGUUCAUUGGGAAGGGGGAUGGAAGAGUUUUGCACUGACUAUUGUUCUAUAAUUAUUCUUAUACUAUUGUCAUUGUUUUUUGAAUAAAUUGUUCUCUAGAGCU
Danio aesculapii is the source of this 5052-nucleotide messenger RNA. RefSeq names its product small nuclear RNA activating complex, polypeptide 4 (gene snapc4). The record is from RefSeq and is a predicted model, not a curated record. NCBI's taxonomy places the organism in Eukaryota, Metazoa, Chordata, Actinopteri, Cypriniformes, Danionidae. The transcript has 26 exons. The coding region runs from base 4 to 4806 and encodes 1600 amino acids.